AUGGUUAGUGCGAAUUUUAACGAAGAUCAAAUUACAGAGUUUCAGGAGGCGUUCUUCUUAUUUGACAACCGUGGAGAUGGAAAGAUAAAUGUGUCGCAGUUAGGCGACGUCUUGAGAGCACUUGGUCAAAAUCCAACUGAAGGCGAGGUGAAAAAGUGCUCCAGCCAGCUGAAGCCAGAUGAACGAAUUGGCUUUGAGGUGUUUCUGCCUAUCCUGCAGACCAUUUCCAAGUCAAAGUCUACCGACACUGCUGAAGACUUCAUCGAAGGUUUGCGUCACUUUGACAAGGACGGUAGCGGAUACAUCUCGUCUGCUGAACUUCGACACUUGCUAACUACGCUUGGAGAGAAGCUUACUGACGAUGAGACUGAGCAGCUUCUUGCCGGACAAGAGGACACACAUGGAAAUGUGCACUAUGAGGACUUUGUUCGCCUCAUCAUGUCUGGUUAA
Molecule: messenger RNA, 450 nt
Organism: Rhagoletis zephyria (snowberry fruit fly)
Lineage: Eukaryota; Metazoa; Arthropoda; Insecta; Diptera; Tephritidae
Source: RefSeq, a predicted model, not a curated record